Ipomoea nil (Japanese morning glory) is the source of this 906-nucleotide messenger RNA. RefSeq lists its product as uncharacterized. Gene Ontology annotation, biological process: chromosome segregation. Lineage: Eukaryota; Viridiplantae; Streptophyta; Magnoliopsida; Solanales; Convolvulaceae. Gene Ontology annotation, cellular component: MIS12/MIND type complex. The transcript has 8 exons. Bases 3 to 680 code for a protein of 225 amino acids. The record is from RefSeq and is a predicted model, not a curated record.
CAAUGGGCUUCUACAUCUUCUCACAACGACGUCGUUUUUUGCGUUGGAGUAUACUUCGUGUCUUCGUCGCUCAAUCUGAACAAAGCGAAAGUAAAGCGUUAAUUCCCGCCAUUGCGCUCUUUGUCUCUCUCUUCUCGGUCUGUCAGCUUGAGAGAAUGGACAGUAAUCCAGGGACGAGGCAGACGAAUCUGAAGAAGUCUUUCAAGCUUGGAGUGCGUUCCUUGCUCACAGCCUGCUCCAAGGAGGAAUUUUGCAAAGCUUUCUCAAAGUUCAGUCCAGCGGAGCAAGAACGCCUCCACCGGUUAUUCAUUCAGGUUGUUUCAUCGUUGCACGAAAACAUAGAGGAUGAGUUUGAGUCUUUAUGCCUGGAAACAGAGGCAGGAACUGUUCUUGAUACUGUGGAGCAUCUUGUAGAAGAGCAAAGCUUGGAUCCACUCUCUUCUGAGAAGAGUAAUAUUGAAGAAACUGGCCAGUAUUUAUUAGAAACGAAGAAGAACGAGAUCAACCACUUGAUGGGCAUGCUGGAAAAGGCAGAAGAACAGAAGCGGCUCAUUAGUUCUCGCCUUGAAUUCCUAAAGAAAGAAAAACAAGAAUUCUCGGGCGCCACAGAUUUUGUGGACAAGUUAAGGACAGGGACCUUGAGCUACAGUACAGGCAAUGAUACUGGAAAUAAUCCUUGAUGUAUGUAUGAUCAUUGAUCAGUAAUGUUUCUAAGGAUCUAUUUGGCUCAACUUUUAACUUCAAGCCUACAGAGCAAACAUAGUCCAAACUGUUCUUUUUUCUGUUUCCAUUGAGUGUUAUUAUUAUGAACUAAAAAAAUAUCCACUUGGUUCUUGGCAGCUUGUCAACCAUAUUCACACCUAAUACUUACUCAAAUUUAUGAGCUUUGCCCCUCAAAGGCUAAAA